Molecule: messenger RNA, 2361 nt
Organism: Moesziomyces aphidis
Lineage: Eukaryota; Fungi; Basidiomycota; Ustilaginomycetes; Ustilaginales; Ustilaginaceae
Source: the annotation of a GenBank genome assembly
AUGUUGGCAAGCAACUGGACAAGACUCAGCGCCUUUGUCGCGCUGCUCCCAGCGAUCGCCUCUGCCAUUCCGGCACGCGACUUCGACCUGGACGCAACGAACCUCUUCUCGCGCGACUACAUCCAGCCGGACGUGGACAACACCAAGGCGUAUCCCUUCUCGUCGACCAAGCAGCCCGACUCGUCAAGAUGGCCCAAGGGUCUGCACUUUGCCGUGGACUACUACCCGGCGCAGUGGCCCGAAUUCCUGUGGGAGGAUGACGCAGCCAAGAUGGCGAAUGCCACGCUGUCGUACGCACGCAUCAGCGAGUUCGACUGGGCCAUCCUCGAGCCCACCGACGGCACGUACGACUGGUCGCUCCUGGACAACUCCAUCGAGGCUCUGCACAAGCAGGGUGUCAAGGUGAUCCUCGGCACACCUACUGCCACGCCUCCCAUCUGGGCGGUCAAGAACUACGACAUCCUCGGUGCUGACGCCCAGGGUCGCGUGCGCAAGUUCGGUUCGCGACGACACUACUCGACCUCUUCUCCCGACUACCGCAUGCUGUCGAAGCGAUUCGUCGAGGCGAUGGCCAAGCGCUACGGCCAGCACGACGCGGUUGUUGGUUGGCAGAUCGACAACGAGUUGGGCUGCCACGGCACGGUGCGCACGUACGACAACAACGCCCGUACCCGCUACCAGCAGUGGCUCGCGGACAAGUACAACAACAACAUCACGCUGUACAACGAGAUGGAGGGCCGCGUAUUCUGGUCCUCGACAUACCAGUCCUUCGACCAGGUCGACCUGCCCAUGCUGGAGGUCACUGAAAGCAGCCCCGCCGGUCGUCUCGACUUCUACCACUUUUCGUCGGACAUGACCAUCGAGUACGCCAAGACGCAGGUGGAUAUCAUCCGCAAGCACUCGGACAAGGCGAUCACCACCAAUUUCAUGGGUGCCUUCCUCGACUUUGACCACUUCAAGCUCGCGCGCGAGACGGGCAUCGACCUGGCCACCUGGGAUUCUUACCCGCUCGGCAACACGGAGCAGUUCGCUUGGAUCUCGGAUUCGGACAAGGUCAAAUAUGGCCGAACGGGCACGCCCGACUUCCAGGCGCUUCACCACGACCUCUACCGUGGUGUAGCAGGUGCUGCGUACAACAAGACUGCCGGACCUUUCGGUAUCAUGGAGCAGCAGCCCGGCCCUGUGAACUGGGCGCCUUACAACCCCUCUCCGAAGCUCGGAAUGGUGCGUCUGUGGCAGCACGAGACGUUUGCGCACGGUGGUAGCAUGUCGAACAUCUUCCGAUGGCGCGAGGUGCCGUUCGCUCAGGAGCAGAUGCACGCUGCCAUGCUGCGCCGAGACAAUGUGCCCGACCACGCCUACCUCGAGCAGCAGCAGGUUGUGCACGAGGAUCUGCCCAAGAUGAUGAGCCUGUUCGAGUCGAACGACAGCCAGAAGCGCGACGUUGCCGACAAUGCACCCGUGCAGACCAAGACCGAGGGGCAGGCAGAUGUUGCGCUGGUGUUCGACUAUGCGGCUCAGUGGCUGAUGGAGGCGGAGCCUCAGUCCGGCACUUGGAGCGUCGACAUGGAGGGCUUCGAGAGUCCGUCGAUGCAGUACUUCCCGCUGGUGCUCAACUGGUACUCGGCGCUGCGCAGGCUCGGCCUGAACGUCGACGUGGUCGGCCCUUCGACGCCGCUCGAGGGCUACAAGAUGGUGGCGGUGCCCAGCAUGCCCAUCCUCAGCAAGGAAUUCGUCGAGACCUGGUCGAACUACAAGGGCGUAUCGGUGUUCGGCCCCCGCUCGGCGUCCAAGGUGGCUGCGCUUUCGAUUCCGGAUGGACUUCCUCCGAGCAACGGACCCGUGCGCGAUGUGCUUCCGAUGAAGGUAACGCGCGUCGAGACGAUCAAGGAGGGCUUUGGCGACAUGAUCUCCUACGGCGGCCAGCAGUACAACGUGUCCGGCUGGGUCGAGUGGAUCGAGUGCGAGCGCGACGGCAAGAACGCCUCGGUGUCGAUCUACGCGUCUGCAACGUACUACGGCUACCGCGAUGGUGCACCCGCCACGUGCGGCAACAAGGAUGGCGACAAGCAGACGCACUAUGUCUCGGCAUACACACCCGUCGAGUUCCUCGUGUCGUACCUCGGCGACAUUGCUGGCAGCGCCGGCGUCAAGACACUGUUCGGUGAGACGCCUCAGGGAAGCAAGACGGACCUGGGCAAGGAUCUGCGCUUCAGGAGGAACGGCAACGCCCUCUGGGCCUUCAACUACGGCCCCGACGAGGUCGAUCUGCCCGCCGCACCCCAGGGCGCCACGCUGCUCGUCGGCGGAGAGGACGGCAAGAUCGGCGCCACCGGCGUGGCUGUCUGGAGCCUCGAGUAG